Rubroshorea leprosula is the source of this 931-nucleotide messenger RNA. NCBI's taxonomy places the organism in Eukaryota, Viridiplantae, Streptophyta, Magnoliopsida, Malvales, Dipterocarpaceae. The record is from the annotation of a GenBank genome assembly.
AGAGGGUCGCUGUGCUGCUGCUGCUACUUUGUGCCACUUCUCAUCUAGCCUCCUCCGUUGAAGAUGAACAUGUGAUUCCAGCAUCAACUAGUAUUUCUUUGAUUUUCUUCUUUAAAAGAAACCAAAAUCACUUACCUCACAUGUUGGAUAUGCUUUAUAAGUGUUUGCUGCCUAAUGGCAACUUUGAGAAAGGUCCAAAGCCAUCAGAACUAAAAGGCACAAAAGUGAUGAACCGCAAUGCCAUACCAAACUGGGAAAUCUCAGGCUUUGUUGAGUACAUCAAGUCUGGUCAAAAGCAGGGUGACAUGGUGCUCGUCGUCCCGGAGGGAAACUUCGCUGUCCGGUUGGGCAAUGACGCACUUGUCAAGCAAAAGGUUAAGGUUGUCAAGGGAAUGAAUUACUCCAUAACCUUAAGUGCUGCUCGCACUUCGAAUUUGAUGAAGAAUGGAAAUUUUGAAGAAGGUCCUUAUAUCUUCCCUAGUUCCUCAUGGGGAGUGCUAGUUCCACCGCACAUUGAGGAUGAUCACAGUCCUAUUCCUGGUUGGAUCGUCGAAUCCCUUAAAGCUGUGAAGUACAUUGACGCUGGUCAUUUCUCGCUUCUAAAACCUAAUCAUGCCGCCACACACCAAGAUGACGCAACACAAAUGAUAGACACAAACAAAUGAAAUCAAAUAUUAAGUACACUUCCACAGAAUCAAGAGGAUGAGAACCUUUAUGCUAAAGAUCCUUGUUUCAAAUCUUCUUGGCCACCAAAUCCCACAUCCUUGGAUUUGCUAAAGAUCUGGUCAUUGUGUAAAGUGCAACAUUAAGCACCUCUAAAUAUCACAUCAGCUUUUGAAUACGCUUUAAACUCUAUGGCGCAAAAGUACCAUUCAAAGGAACAUUAAACCAUGAUGUUUAUUACAAAAAGCAAUAAGUUUUUCUUUGAUUU